AUGGCAUCGGCUUCAACUUCAUCCGUUGAAAAGAGUUACACAUAUGACGUUUUUGUAAGUUUCAGGGGUAAAGACUUACGCCUGAGUUUUGUCGAUCAUCUUUUCGAAGCUUUUCGGAAAAAAGGCAUUAUUGUGUUCAAAGAUGAUAAAGACAUCGAGGUCGGAGAAAAGAUCAGUGACGAGCUCCCCAAAGCCAUCAAAGAUUCCAAAUUUCACAUGGUUAUUUUCUCCAAGAAAUUUGCAGAUUCUUAUUGGUGCUUAAACGAGCUCGUGGAGAUCCUAAGAAUAUGCCAGAACCCGGAGGAGGAGGAGAAGCGAACUUUUUACCCGGUCUUCUAUGAUGUGAAGCCCAGCGAAGUCCGUCACCAAAAGGGGACGGUUGGAGAGGCGUUUAAAGUACACUCGGGCAAUGAGGCUGCUGGGAGAUGGAGGGCUGCUAUGGCAGAAGCAGCAUCUCUGGAAGGGUGGGAGUUGUCCAAAACUGCUGACGGUUUGCAGCGCAUUCUUGAUGUGAAAGAUAUUCAACUGCAGACCGCUCGAGAUGUGAUGGUGAAUAUAGAAAACCAAGUGCAGCUUCUUCGGUAUGAAUUGUCUUCCCUGCAGGCUAAAUAUAGAAAGGUGAUGACGGAAGUAAUUCCUUUUGUGUAUCACUUGACCAAGAUGAAUCCGUAUUCCGGGAAAUCUCUUAUCGAUCAAGCUGCUCGUGAGGAUUUUGAUAUUUAUAAAAUAUGUCCGGAUUCUUCACCCGAGUCGUAA
Molecule: messenger RNA, 756 nt
Organism: Erigeron canadensis
Lineage: Eukaryota; Viridiplantae; Streptophyta; Magnoliopsida; Asterales; Asteraceae
Product: disease resistance protein RUN1-like
Exons: 2
Coding region: 1-756 (251 amino acids)
Biological process (GO): signal transduction
Source: RefSeq, a predicted model, not a curated record